Molecule: messenger RNA, 3369 nt
Organism: Glycine soja
Lineage: Eukaryota; Viridiplantae; Streptophyta; Magnoliopsida; Fabales; Fabaceae
Product: serine/threonine-protein kinase STY8-like
Exons: 13
Coding region: 643-2955 (770 amino acids)
Biological process (GO): regulation of DNA-templated transcription; protein phosphorylation
Molecular function (GO): ATP binding; protein kinase activity
Source: RefSeq, a predicted model, not a curated record
GAAUAAAAAAAGUGCUGGUGUGAGAAAGAAUGAACCAAUAUGAAUGAAGCGACCCAAAAGUUUUUAAACCAAAAAGACAGAGUGCGUUAAGAAACACAAACCACGAGCUCAGAGGAGUUGGCGUGUACGCUCAGCGAAGGUUGGUAAAAAAUUAAGAACUUUAAAUGAGAACGGGCUGUUACCCACACGCGCAGAUUCACGCGUGGAUUUUCGUUGAUGAUGUAAUAAUAAUGAAUAACUUUCUUUUGGUCGAAAUAGCUGGAUUGAGAUACUAACGAUGAUGAGAUAGAGAGUGGAAAGAGAGAGAGAGAGUUGAAGUAAGAGUAAGCAAAGCCAAAGGAGAAGAGCAUUAUAGAGAAAAAAAGAAGAAAAAAAAGUAAGGGUGAAGACUAGAGAUAGAGAGAGCAAACGCAGACGCAAACGCUGGUUGUUUUGUUGCUGCUUUAUUAUUGACUGUUGGAGAGAGAGAGUCAGAGAUAAGACCUUCAAGUUGAGUUGAAAUUUUUAUUGCAAUCUGUUUUUGUCAGUCUAAUCAAAUAUUUUUAUUUAUUUAUGAGCCUUCUAGAGAGAAAGGGAGAUGAAUGUUGUUACUUGCUAUUAGUGGAGGCUUCUGAAGAGUAGCGUGUGUUGUUUGUUGCUGCAAUGGGAACUCCACCAACGGAUGAGCUCGUGAAGAAGAUCCAACAGCUAGAGGAAGGACACGCGCACCUGAAGCAAGAAAUGUCCAAACUCAAACUCUCCGAUGUGAGACACGGCCACCAUCGCCAGAGGUCACACUCCGUCUCUCCGCAGCGUUCCAGACUGGGCGCUCCGCCGAAGAAGCGGAGCGAUGCACCGGCUGCGUGGAAGAGAGGCUCGUGUUCUUUUAAACAGUCCUCGCCGCUGCAGAGGGAGAGUCGCGGUGGCGGUGAUCCUCAAAUUCACGGCGGAGGAGGAGAAGAAGCUGCUCCGCGCCGUGGUCCUUCCGCCGUCAAUUUCACUGAACAGCAGUAUCUUAAUAUAUUACAGUCAAUGGGACAGUCUGUUCAUAUAUUGGAUCUUAACUGUCGCAUAAUAUACUGGAACCGUAGUGCGGAAAAUCUAUAUGGUUAUACAGCAGAGGAAGCUUUAGGACAGGAUGGGAUUGAGCUACUUGUAGACCCUAGGGAUUUGGACUUGGCCAAUAAUACAGUGAAUCGUGUUAUGAUGGGAGAGAGCUGGACAGGGCAAUUUCCGAUCAAGAAUAAAAUGGGGGAGAAGUUUUUAGCUGUAGCAACUAAUACGCCUUUUUAUGACGAUGAUGGAAGCUUAGUUGGGCUAAUUUGUGUCUCUAUUGAUUUGCGGCCCUUUCUCGAAAUGAAAGUUCCAAUGCCUAGUGUAAGGAACAUCGAGUCAGAUUCAGAUUCAGGUGGAACCCGACCUAGAAGUAGCAUUACAAAUAAACUUGGCCUUGACACUCAACAGCCGCUUCAAGCUUCUAUAGCUUCGAAAAUUUCAAAUUUGGCAUCAAAGGUGGGUAACAAAGUUAAGUCAAGGAUCUGGACGGGAGAAAACAAUUUGGAUCGUGAAAGUGGGAGUGGUGAAAGUCAUCAUUCUGAGCAUAGUUUGUCGGAAUCUGUUUUUUUAGAGCAGAGAGAGGAUGCUAAUUCCAGUGGAGCUAGCACCCCCAGAGGUGAUGUGCCACCAUCCCAUUUUGGUGCGUUUCCUCAUGUCGAAGAAAAAUCCCAGGGAAAAGCUCUGAGAGAGUCUGGUGAUGAGAGUGAAGGAAAAUCUAUUCACAAAAUCAUACCUAAGGCGGAAGCCUGGAUUCAAAGGAAAACAUUAUCAUGGCCAUGGAGAACAAAAGAUCGAGAAGGAUCAGAUGCAGCAAAUGUUCGUGUUGCUGGGCCAUGGAGACAGAAUGAUCAAGAAAAUGAAUCAGUUAAUCAGAAGAUUCUUUCUUCUAGCUUGAAGCAAGAAAGCCAGGCAGGUGAAAGUAAUCGCCCUACUAACCAUGAGGCUUCAGGAUCCUGGUCCUCCUUUAAUGUUAACAGCACAAGUAGUGCCAGCAGCUGUGGGAGUGCUGGCAGUGGUGCUGUCAAUAAUAAAGUGGAUGUGGACACUGAUUGCUUGGAUUAUGAAAUUUUGUGGGAGGACCUGACAAUUGGAGAACAAAUUGGGCAAGGUUCUUGUGGAACUGUCUAUCAUGCUCUGUGGUAUGGAUCAGAUGUUGCUGUCAAAGUUUUCUCAAAGCAAGAAUAUUCAGAUGAUGUGAUACUGUCCUUCAGACAAGAGGUGUCUGUCAUGAAAAGACUUCGACACCCAAAUAUUCUUCUCUUCAUGGGGGCCGUGACUUCACCUCAACGUCUCUGCAUUGUGACAGAGUUUCUCCCACGUGGAAGCUUGUGCCGCUUGUUACACAGAAACACAUCUAAACUUGACUGGAGACGGCGAGUUCAUAUGGCCUUGGAUAUUGCACGAGGUGUAAAUUAUCUUCAUCACUGUAACCCACCUAUCAUCCACAGAGAUUUAAAGUCUUCAAAUCUUCUAGUUGAUAAGAACUGGACUGUGAAGGUUGGUGAUUUUGGUCUUUCCCGUCUUAAGCAUGAAACAUUUCUCACAACUAAGACAGGAAGGGGCACGCCUCAAUGGAUGGCACCGGAAGUUCUUCGUAAUGAACCCUCUGAUGAGAAAUCUGAUGUUUAUGGCUUUGGAGUAAUAUUAUGGGAAAUUGUAACUGAAAAGAUACCUUGGGAUAAUCUCAACUCCAUGCAGGUGAUUGGAGCUGUAGGAUUCAUGAAUCAACGGCUAGAAAUUCCAAAAAAUGUUGAUCCACGGUGGGCUUCUAUAAUUGAGAGCUGCUGGCAUAGCGAUCCAGCUUGUCGGCCAACGUUCCCAGAACUGCUUGAAAGGCUUAGAGAUCUGCAAAAACAGUAUGCCAUUCAGUUCCAGGCAGCCCGAUCCACUGCCAAGGAAAGCACCCAAAAGGAGUCCUAGACAACCUUGGAGCUAUUUUUUCUGUCACCUGUGGCUGUGGCUGAUGCUUAAUGAUUUUUUUGCAUAUAUUUUACCAAAGCUCCUGGAGUAGAUGAGCUGGUACACAGCACAAACAGCUGGUCUUGGAACUUAGAGAGGUGGGGAUUACCAAACUUUUGAUAGUGAAUUGGGUUAGUCAUCUUUUUUUCUUCUCUAGUGGCAUCUUAAAGUUUCUUCAAUUGAUUGGUGGUGUUGUAUGUUUGGAGUCUUGUCAAUCGGAUCGAUUACCACCCGCAUUGUACUUUUCUAUGCUAAUGUUUGCGCCACUAUUUAAAAGUUGUACAGACGGUAGCGAAAAGAAAGGGAAAAAAUUCAUUUGACUACAUAGAUUAGAAAUGAAUCACAAAGUCAUUGUGCUUCUGUGUUUUUAGUUAA